AUGAUUCCUCCAUGCGACCCCUCAAUUCUUGAGCACAACCCUCAAUUCAAACGACUAUAUGAGGAUCUAACAAUCUCCCUCCUCAACCCAGAUGCCUCAACGCGUGCUCAAGGCGCGAGCCCAGCCCGCACAGCUGUGGUGGAAGAGUUGAAGCAAUGUCAGGCUCAACAUGCCAAAAAGCGAAUCAAGGAGCAAAUGCUCCGACAAUUGGCCUUCGCCCCAGACAGCAGCUUACCCGCGGAGUGCCAUGAUAACCUCGCUAUAAUAACCCUUUACCUCGAUACCCCAACCAGCACAAUCGAACCCACCAACCCCAAGUCAGAAAAUGAGCCCAAGAAACCAGACGAAGCACUCUCCCUCCUAGCACCCGAAAUCGAAGCCUUCUACACCAAUAUCCCAGCCUUCAUCCUGCCAUUCUCCAAAUCCCUCUCAUCCGCCAUUCAAGACCUACGCGCACUAUCAACCGCAAACACAGACCCAGUCACCGCGCCCGACGCAGACGCCCACCCACAGCACUCGAACCACAACGCACGCGCCCGAGCGCGCGACCGCCGAGUCCGGACCUCGAUGGCACCAGUCCCACUGCUGUCGUCACAGCUACAAGCGCGGGUGCGCGCGCUGCGCCACACACAGCUGUCCGAGCUGCCCGUCGCUCGGCGGAAGAUGGCUGCUACGGCGGCGGAGGUUGUUGCCAUGCGGGCGCGAGUCCUGGAGCGCACUGUCGUGAUUCUGGAGCGGGCGAAGCAUGGGGCCUUGGCGCGCGCGACGAAAGCUAAGGCGGAGCAUUUGGCUGUUGUUGCGCAGGGCGUGGAGGGGAAAUUAGAGGUUACAAAGUUGGAGAUUGCGGCCACGCUCUAUACUCCGGAAACACUUGCUGCCCUUGCUCGGUAUAGGCAGCAUCUGAGGCAGACCAAGGAGCGCUUGCAGCACCGUCGGAAAAUGACGAUUCAGGAGCUGAGAGCUUAUGGCGAUGUGGAAAUGUCUGAUCCGGCUACUGACAUCGCUGUGGAUGAGGGGACUUUCGAGGAUAUUGCUCGUCGGUAUGGGGUUUUGGCGAGAGAAGUUGAAGAAGUAAAGAUGGAAAUUGCACGAUUAGAGAAAUAA
Messenger RNA from Penicillium robsamsonii, 1104 nucleotides. RefSeq lists its product as uncharacterized. Gene Ontology annotation, biological process: spindle assembly. NCBI's taxonomy places the organism in Eukaryota, Fungi, Ascomycota, Eurotiomycetes, Eurotiales, Aspergillaceae. Bases 1 to 1104 code for a protein of 367 amino acids. Gene Ontology annotation, cellular component: HAUS complex. The record is from RefSeq and is a predicted model, not a curated record. The transcript is spliced from 4 exons.